UGGCGCCCGAGCGUAACCGUCCCAACCAACAGCCUUCGCUCGCUCCUCCUCUUCUCCCCGUCGCCGGAGCGCCAAGAAACCAAGAACCUCCUCUUCUCUGCAGCGGUCGAGCGCACGCGACCGAUGGAGCAGUUCCAUCACGGCCACCACGUGCGGCUGCGCAGCAGCGAGCUCGGCACGUACCUGCACGCCGACGAGGACGGACAUGGCGUCUCCCUCCACCACCGCCGGGCGUCGAUGAAGGCGGCUUGGGCGGUGCACGUGUACCAGCCCCCAGAGGCGUUUGUGCCGUACCUGCUCCUCCACAGCGCCGCCUACGGUCGCUACCUCGCCGCCACGGACGAGCCGGCGCCGCAGGGCCACCACGGGCGCCGCGUCGAGCAGCGCAACUACGACCAUCCGGAGGUGGAUGCACAAGGAAUGAUUUGGCUGGCCGUCCUGACGGCAUCCGGAGACAAAGUCUUCCUCCGCAACUUCAACGGCGGCUGCCUCCGCGCCAACGGGAGGUACCGCCCCUGGAACAACGGCGCCAGUGUCGACGACGUCGACGUCAACGACAUCGGCAACCUCAGCACGAUGAUGCACUGGGUCGUGGAGGACAUCCCCGCCAGGGAGAUCAUGCCUCUCCUUCCACGCCCGGCUUGGCUUACCCUCCCCGCCGUCAUAUCGCCGUCGCGGGUGAUCGUGUACGUGUGGCUGGACGCCGACGGGACCGUCCUCAGCGAAGGCUCGUUCUCGUUCAGUGGGAGGUCCGUGUUCCGCCUGAGGAGCGAGCUGGCCAGGUGGCUCGCCGACAACGGCAUCGCAAUCGUGGACGCCCCCGACCUCGUCAUGUGCCUCCCCACCCGUGAUGGCCGCAUUUUCCCACUCGUCGUCGACCUGCCCCGCAGCCUCCAGCCCCUCCACAUCAUCGUCGUCAUCGUCGGGACGCCUGCCCACGAGGCGCUGCGGUAUGCGGAUGUCGAUGCAUAGGAGAGAGAUACCAGUGUCAGGACACCUAGAAGUCUCCUUCAUGUCCACCUCGUCGGAAGUGUUGCCGCCUUGGACGCCACGGCAUUAGAACUCAGUUCCUUUCGUUGAGAUAUGGGUUCAGGAAAACCCAGCAGUUCAUGUGUUCCUGCUAGUUAAUUGGUUUCUUCUCCUGACAGUAGGACACAUAUCUGCUUUGCCAUCUCGGUUCUAAAAUUCUGAAAGUGUUUGAACAAUGGUGCGGUGACAUUAAUCUGUAAUGCGUUGACAUUGGCCA
Triticum aestivum (bread wheat) is the source of this 1246-nucleotide messenger RNA. RefSeq lists its product as uncharacterized. The transcript is spliced from 3 exons. Lineage: Eukaryota; Viridiplantae; Streptophyta; Magnoliopsida; Poales; Poaceae. The coding region runs from base 124 to 972 and encodes 282 amino acids. The record is from RefSeq and is a predicted model, not a curated record.